UACAACUAAUCAUUGACCAUACUUUACCUUACGUGUAAUUUUCUUUGCCCCUUUUCUCUAUUAAAGGACCGGACAGCCCAACCAUUUCUUAUCCACAAUCUAGUGAUCUACCCUUUGCAAGAAAUAGCAGCAACAUUCACAAAUCAAAAUUCAAAACCGGCAAUUCAGUUGAGUUUGUUUGCCAGAGAGUUUUUUUAACGGUUUAACGGAAAUUCAGCUCCUAAAUAUAUCAGGUGCCUUGUUUCUUUGUCCCUUUCUUCUUUCGUGGGAAAGUAGGAAGAUCCCUUUUCCUUGUAAGUAGUUCCUUGGGAGAAAAAACGAGAUUUUGAGUAUUCAAUCAUCAUGCAAAUCAAGAAGUUGGUUUCAAUGCCUUCUCGCACUGGAAGAGACCUCCAAAGAUAUAAUUUUGAGGGCUGUCGUCAAGUUGUUGGAUGCAUUCCAUAUAGAUUCAGGAAAACUCACAGGGCUGCCCCUGUUCAUGGGAAGUUAAGCAGUGAAUUAGAAUUCCUAUUGAUCAGCUCACAGAAGAGUCCAAGAAUGAUGUUUCCUAAGGGUGGUUGGGAGCUUGAUGAAACCAUUGAACAGGCUGCUAUACGAGAGACCAUGGAAGAGGCUGGGGUAAUUGGGCAUGUUGAGGAUAAUUUGGGAGUUUGGACAUUCAAGAGCAAGAGCCAAGACGCAUUCCACGAAGGUCAUAUGUUGGCUUUUCGGGUCACAGAGGAAUUAGACUGCUGGCCUGAGAAAGAUGUUCGUCAACGCAUAUGGCUGUCUGCUAAUGAAGCAAGAAUACUAUGUGCUCAUGAGUGGAUGAAGGAGGCAUUGGAUUGCUUUCUUUUCAAACAGGAGAAUGCAGGGGAAGAGCGGACUCCAAGUUUAUCAGAUCUAUUGAGAAAUGAAGAGCCAAAAUUUGGCAGACCAGCUCUGAGUGGACAAAACGAUGACAUUAAUUGUUCCUUUGGUCAACUUACAUAUCUUCAAAGAAAGGAAGAUGAAUGCCGGAUACGCAUGAUCUUUAACCUACCACUUCCACCUUGUUCUACUGAAGAAUCAAGAAUUGGUAGGGUAGCACAAGUUGGAGAUGAGGAUGUUGAUCGUGGCGUUACCUUGUUAGUCUAGUUAAAAUCUAGGAGCCCGGAUGCCUGAUGCCAAUUUAUUAGGAUUGGUUGAGAACUCUGGAAUCCAAAAUUGGCAGGGUGGCAGAAAUUGAAGAAUCUGUGUUAGUCAAUGGAAACAAUUCGGAUUCGUGGCCUAAACAACCUCUUUAAGCAUAUCUCAGCUCCGAUCUUUCAGCAGCUCAAGCUCUUUGGGAUCAAGGUUAGAGAUGACCAUUGCCAAUGUAUGUACAUGUUAAAAGGCACUAAUGCGUACAAAGGCAGUAAAAGGGCACUUGUUCCACUUGUGUAGGACUUCGAAAUUCUGAGCAACCACAAAGCUGAGUUGCUUAGAAAUAUCUAGCUAGUUCAUAGAGAAGUAGGAGGAGGAGGAUUUAGAGAUGUACAAAGGUUCAAAUCCAUUCUUUUAUUCAUUCAAAUUCAUUCAUUCUUUUAAGGUUGUCUCCUACGUACUAAGUUUGCUGAUUAAUAUACAUCUCUGUAAAUCUCUGUACUUGUUAUCAGAUGUGACUGCAAAGCACACCAAGAUUGAAUGAGAACUUGAUGUGUUUCUUUUA
Molecule: messenger RNA, 1669 nt
Organism: Coffea eugenioides
Lineage: Eukaryota; Viridiplantae; Streptophyta; Magnoliopsida; Gentianales; Rubiaceae
Product: nudix hydrolase 17, mitochondrial-like
Exons: 5
Coding region: 343-1116 (257 amino acids)
Cellular component (GO): nucleus; cytoplasm
Molecular function (GO): pyrophosphatase activity
Source: RefSeq, a predicted model, not a curated record